Chaetomium globosum CBS 148.51 is the source of this 381-nucleotide messenger RNA. RefSeq lists its product as uncharacterized. The record is from RefSeq and is a predicted model, not a curated record. Lineage: Eukaryota; Fungi; Ascomycota; Sordariomycetes; Sordariales; Chaetomiaceae. The transcript is spliced from 2 exons. The coding region runs from base 1 to 381 and encodes 126 amino acids.
AUGACGGUUCAUAACCAGGCGGACGGCUUCGUAGUCAAGAACGAAACUAGUUCCGAUAAGCCAGUGACAGUUAUGGUAAUAGCCCUCGGGGCUCCAGGGAAUUCGCCGCCGAUAAUUUGCACUAGUGAUACCACCGCAAAGGUCGGUAGUCGGGCCCUGACUACGGAUAGGGUGGAAUCUUUGCAAGUCAGCGACAAGGCCGCCGCUGCAGCAGGCGGCAGGUGUUCCCUGCAAAGGUAUAGAACAACGUCGGCAGGCAACCACAGGAAGCUCGAGGUCUGCUCUAGUAACGUUGAUGCCGUUAGGGGGGAGGGUGGAGGUGACGGCAGCGGGAUCGACGACAGGAACGGCGAAGAGGACGGUGAAGAGGACGGCGAAUAG